Molecule: messenger RNA, 872 nt
Organism: Quercus robur (English oak)
Lineage: Eukaryota; Viridiplantae; Streptophyta; Magnoliopsida; Fagales; Fagaceae
Exons: 3
Coding region: 90-554 (154 amino acids)
Biological process (GO): intracellular sphingolipid homeostasis; negative regulation of ceramide biosynthetic process; ceramide metabolic process
Cellular component (GO): endoplasmic reticulum membrane
Source: RefSeq, a predicted model, not a curated record
UUUUUGGGAAAAAAAAUAAGAAGAAAGGAAAGGACCAAAUAUACAAAGGAGAGGAAAAGAGAGAGAGAGAGAAGAAAAUCAAAAGAAAGAUGUAUGUGAAGGCGCACCGACCCACGGAUCUGAACCGGAACACAGAAUGGUUCACGUACCCGGGCGUGUGGACCACCUACAUUCUCAUCCUCUUCUUCUCGUGGCUCAUCGUUCUCUCCGUUCUCAAUUGCUCGUCUGGCUUGGCUUGGACCAUAGUCCACCUCUCUCAUUUUCUCGUUACUUAUCACUUCUUUCAUUGGAAGAAGGGAACACCAUUUGCCGAUGACCAAGGUAUCUACAACAGGUUGACCUGGUGGGAGCAGAUAGACAGUGGCAAGCAGCUCACUCGUAAUAGAAAGUUUUUGACUGUGGUGCCUGUUGUGCUGUAUUUGAUAGCCUCACACACGACGGACUAUCAGCACCCUAUGCUCUUCUUCAACACGUUAGCAGUUUUUGUGCUGGUGGUUGCAAAGUUCCCGCACAUGCACAAGGUCCGUAUAUUUGGAAUCAAUGCUGAUCAAUGAACUGUGAAGAAAUUCAAGUUUGGUUUAUCCCAGUUCCUAGGCUGAUCAUUUUGAUAUUCUAAUUGAUAUCCCUGUACAGACGUUAAAACUGGAAAGGGUGUAAUAUUUUUCCUGUUAGUGAAAAUUUUACAUAUAUUGCUUUUCAUUAUAUUUUCAAGAGAAAUACUUUCGUUGUAUUUUCUCUCUGUACCUGCUAAUAUUGGUGAACUCGUGCUAUGCUAUUCUAGUCCAUUGUCACCUGGCGCAAAUGGCUUUUAGUAUAUUUCAUGUAAAAUGAAGAGAAAUUUUUUUUGUUGUAAAGAUUGCUUUUGCUUCCUA